GUUGGCGAACAUCAGGUCGCUCAGCGUCGCGACAGCUGGCGUCGCGAUGUCAAAGCGGGCUCGCGAGCCGCGCACCACUCGUGCUGCUUCUGCUGCAAAGCGCACUGCCUCAGCGGUGGCUCCGGUGGCAGCCAAAACAGCCAUCGCCGCUCUGGCGUUGAGCGCCCGUGCGCCGCAGCCGCUCUUUGCAUUGGCCGACGAGGAUUCGCUCGUGCCCGGCGUUGUCCUCCGGCGACCAUCCGCCCGAAACAAGUCGCCGUACGUUGGCGAUGUCCAGCUGUCGGACGGCCGGGUCGCGAUUGCGCACAUGCCGUCCAUGGACAUGGGUGGCAAAUGUGUGCCAGGCGCGGCCGUCCUUCUCAAGACCCAGAUCGACAAGGCGACAAAGUUGCCGAUCGGGCCUGACGUGGUGGGUAAGUACGGCACGCCAAAGUGCGAGUUCAUCCUCAAGCUGCUGCGCUGCACAGAGCCGGAGAACGCAAGCGCCGCGGGCGGCGGGUGCUGGGUAGGAGCGCACCCGAGCCUGGGAGAGAAGGCUGCGAACGCGCUCAUCGCCGGCGGCUCCUUGGAGAGCGAGCUGGGCGAGAUCGCGAAGAUCGAGCGCGAGGUUCCCAACGUGGCGGGGACAGACAUGCGCUGCGACUUUCUUCUCACGCACCGCGACCGCAGCAAGACCAUUCUCGAGGUCAAGACUGUGGUCGACACAGACUACGACCCCGCCAUCUCGCCGCCCGAGCGCUUCCCGAACCGCAAGUGUGUCUUCCUCGGCAAAGGGUCGCCCUACGCCCGCGCCGCCAUCUUCCCGUGGGGAAAUUCGAACCAAAAGGGGCCCGACGGCGAGAAGGUGGUCUCAGCGCGCGCCAUCAAGCACGUGCGCGAGCUGACGGCCAUCGCGAGGGGCGAGAAGCGCGAGGCUCCGCCGGAAGGGACGAAGGCCGAGUCGUCGCCGCCGCUCCGCGCGUGCGUCCUCUUCAUCGUCGUCCGCAGCGACGCAACCUACUUUCGGCCAAACGAGGAGGCCUGCCCCUCGUUUGCGCGGUAUCUGCGCGAGGCGCAGCAGGCGGGAGUGCGUGUCCUUGCGCGCCGCGUACGCUGGGGCGAGGAGGCCAUCAAAGGCGAGGCGCUCGGUGCAGCGAUAGACGACGGGCCGCUCAGAGUCGAGCUGUCGGAGGGCAGUGUCGAUUGAAGAAUAACUCGACCAGCUACUAGAGCCGUAAGCGUUAACAAUAGAAUAUAGAUGCGGCUAGUCCAGGAGAGAUGCAGAUAGCAGAUGGGCGGGGGGGAGCCGCGCAGCCGGGACGACUCUCCAGGUCCAGCGCAGCACGUUCUCGUACAUUUGCUCUGUUAUAACCUAUCGUGUGCC
Emiliania huxleyi CCMP1516 is the source of this 1363-nucleotide messenger RNA. RefSeq lists its product as hypothetical. NCBI's taxonomy places the organism in Eukaryota, Haptophyta, Isochrysidales, Noelaerhabdaceae. The record is from RefSeq and is a predicted model, not a curated record. The coding region runs from base 47 to 1186 and encodes 379 amino acids. Gene Ontology annotation, molecular function: DNA binding. The transcript has a single exon.